CAGGACUCCACAAUGCUCCCCACCCCGCUACCACACGGAUUCACCCAACGCCUUGUCGUCGUGCUGCUCGACGACUUGCACGCCUACUCGUACGACCUGAGGCUUCGCUCGGCAUCUUGCACGCCUAAGAUACAGACUACUCAUGCGACCUGAGGCUUCCGCACUAUCUGAAACGACAGUUGAGCUAUCCGAAACGUUUUUUUCCAGGUCUCCUCGCUGUUCACGUCGCUAGAACUUAGGCGACGACCACGUAUAGUGUAACCGUCGCACUUAAUGCGAUAGGCUGUCGGUGAAUCGGCGUAUCAGCUCACGGGUGAGGCGCGCGAAUCGAUUUUUCAACUCGAACUGUCGCUAACUGCAUCGACGGGAUUUUUUUCCUCAAGACUCGCUUGUAGUGUAACCCGAAGCGCAGACUCGCCAAGUCGCGUUCACACGGAGUCAGAAUCCUCUCGUAACCAUCGCGCAAACAAACGUUCCUAUCGCAGAAUCCUUGUAGCCGAUGUAGAGGAGCGUUGCGAGUAUCGCUCGUACGAUACCAUCAUCAUCAUGGCCUGCUCCAUAUACCAACAGCCUGUUGGCGCUGAGCGCUGGCGCUCCAUUUCCUUUGCAAGAAGAAGCGACCGCAAAUUGCGUUCAGACUACACCACUCUCCACCCCUCCCAACCCCCUCUCCCCCAACACCCGUUCACGCGAACCCCGCUAGCCCAACUACCGUUCGCCCUAACCCGCCUAGCCCUGCUCCCGCUCUUGAUCCUUCUGCCUCUCCUCGCGUCGCCGUUGCUCUCCGCCGCCGCCGCCGCCGCCCCCGCUCCCGCUCCCGCCACAGCAGACGGUUCCGAACAGGACAACUGGGCCGCAGAAAUGACCGUGGGCGAGCCUCUCGAUAUAAGCACGUCGUUUGGUGAGAGCACAGACCUCGGUGAAACUCCGGACCUCGGAGCUAGCUCUCUCUCCGUGAAACUCUCUCCAGCGGACGGUCUGGAUCACAAGAUCAAUCUCAAGCGGGCAUUCAAGGGAAAACUGCCGUUUCCCCUCCGCCCACCGGGGGCAGGCGGGGGGAAGAGAAAGAAACCGGGAAAGGGCAAGGGAGGCCCAGGCACGAGACGAGGAGCCAACCCAGGCAAGGGGAAGGGGACGGGGACCGGGACAGGUACUGGUUCUGGUACGGGCGCAGGCUCGGGAUCUGGUUCGGGAAAUGACACGUCUAAAUCGGGAAGGUCUUCGCCAGGGGACGGCGGAGAUUCUAUCCGCGGAGGCGGUGGCGGAACGGGGAAUGGGACGGGGAGCGGAACGGGAAGCGGAACGGGGAGCGGAACCGGGAAUGGAACAGGAAGCGGAACAGGAAGCGGGACAGGGAGCGGAGGGCAAGCGGGAAGCGGGGGGGCGGGGAACCAGACUGGGAGCGGAGGCUCUGGAGGGCAAGCGCCCGGCAGAGCACCAGUGUCAAAUCUAACGGCGGAGCAGCAAGCAGCGCUGGCCAAAGUGAACGAGGUUUUGGGGUUUUUGGAGCAGCGUAGAUUCACGGGAACGGCAAUGGGCAUCCGAGCAAGCGGCAUGAAUGAGACUCUUAUGAAUACACUCAUCACCAACAAUAUCACAAUUUUCGCACCAACCAAUGGAGCAUAUUUUCGCAUGCCCAAGAACACGCGCUUUGGUGGACUGCAGAGGAAGAAGGCCACCCUAUGGCAGGUCAUGGCCUAUCAUGUACUGCCACGUCGGAUGGAGUUCAGUGACCUCAAAGGCCUUGGGAAUGGAUUUCAGCUGGAAACACUCGACAAGCUAUUGUUAACGAAGAUUCAAACAGACUUCUGGUUGCGCAUCUUCAAGCUGCAUGACUCAUCAUCGGGGUCACGAGUCGUGCUUGGAAACAUGUAUACAAGCCCAUCAAUUGUAGUUCAUGGAGUAGAUACAGUAUUACUGCCGACAAAGGUCAAGAACGGUGGCUCUUCAUUAUGAUAAAAGGAUCUGUAUGUCACCUUAACCAAAUUUUUGUAUGUAGAAGUUAUAGGCUAGAUAGGUGUGUGUUCUUAGAGGGUACAACUCCAACCCUAUAUCUACCUUG
Closterium sp. NIES-67 is the source of this 2062-nucleotide messenger RNA. NCBI's taxonomy places the organism in Eukaryota, Viridiplantae, Streptophyta, Zygnematophyceae, Desmidiales, Closteriaceae. The record is from the annotation of a GenBank genome assembly.